AUGUCUUCACGCGACGCCGUGUACAACGGCUCCAGGGAUGAUUCCACUCGCGGUGCUCAGACUGCCACCUUCCACAACAUCCCCAGCAAUCCAACUUACAAUCUAGACCGCUUUGUUAGCGGAAACGAUCGAUCCGUACCCACCCCUUCGAGCUGUGGCCCAACAGAGGCUAAGGCUAUAGCACAAUCGGAAGCCCGCGCAUCUGCCACAAUUGAUGCCUUCAACCAGCAGUUCAGCUCGGCCAACAGGCCGCCACACCAGUAAUACAAUAUCAAUGCAAUAUCCACAAGAUUUUGGGUUACUAUGCAUGUAGACAAAUCACCCAGACACCAAUACUCAGGUUGUGUCUGCCAAGGGAAGACCGGCAGUGCUUGGGUAACAACCUUCGGCUUUGCCGUGAUGCGCGGGAUUCGAGAUGCACAAUCGAACGAAAUAAGUUCUCUGUAACUUCCCCUUGGAGGCUAGGUAGCCUUUUUGGAGCCCCCAAGCCGUACUCUGGUGGUACUAAAGUGAAGAAGGAGCAGGCAAUUGCUAAGAAUGGUAGCUAUUUGUGGGGACGAGCUGAGCAAAUGUUUAUGAGAUGAGGCUCAACUGGGGCCCACCGCGGAUGUUGGAUUGGAGGAUAGGAUCUGACCUACAUGAGGGUGGGUGUGAAGUGUCCAUAGCGAUGAGCUGAGUGCUGUACAUGGAGAUCAGAAUUACCGCAGAUUGUUAAUGAUUAAGAGUUCCC
Molecule: messenger RNA, 730 nt
Organism: Trichoderma harzianum CBS 226.95
Lineage: Eukaryota; Fungi; Ascomycota; Sordariomycetes; Hypocreales; Hypocreaceae
Exons: 2
Coding region: 1-264 (87 amino acids)
Source: RefSeq, a predicted model, not a curated record